UCUUAAAAAUUCUCUGUAGAAUUCAGCACGUGUGUUCCGAUUAAAAUUGUUUUAAAAAAAAACUAAAGUAUAAAUGUUAGUUAAAAUUUUUUCGGAUAAGCCGGGUGAAGAGAGAUGCGUUCAAAUUCAUAAUGAUAUGAAUAUACUAGAUGUCAAGGUUCAGUUGCAGCGAUUCAUUUUUAAGCAGCCAGAGUAUCUACAGCUCAGGCAUAUGAACGUGGUUCUGGACAAUGAAGUUGAGAUAUCGAAGGUGUGGCUGGCGAUGUUGCGGGCUGGAUCGGAAAAGGAACAAAUCCUUAUUUUCAACCAGAAUGGGGACCAGUUGGAGUUCCGUUUGCAGCUUCUGGAAGACAUGGGAGGGGAUUCUUCGGACAAGAGCAUGGAUGUCACGUCCCUCAACCAUUCCGGUUCGAUGAAGACCUGCACUUCAAUAGGAAAACCCUUUGGCUCGGGAGAUAGCAAGGGGCCAAAGUGCAGCAAAGUUUCCAGCCAAAGCGAUAUUUCAACAGCAAGCAGCAGCUUGGAAAGCAGCAGCUCAGUAAGCAGCGACAGCUCAAAUGGAUGCAAUAUCCAUGAUCCCUGUGAGAUCAAGUGCUGCAUUCAGGAGGAUAGAGUUCGUCCUCCAUUUGCCAAGGUGAUGCCAGAGAUGAGGCGGUAUGGGCUGGUCUUUAGCAACGACGAGAAUCCGUGCGAUUGCGACUUCAGUUGCAUCCUAAUCUUCCUGGUCCAACGGUUCCAGCAGUCCCAUGAAUCGCGUUCCCUCACCUUUAGCGAAUGCACCUCGGUGGAGUCCUUCGAUUGCAACCUACUGAUCGUCUGCGAAAACGAUGACACGAGUGACUGGAUCCUGCGGGAAACACGCGCCAUGUGCCCCCCCUACAAGUGCACCACCUUCCUGAGGCACUUCGAGUUGGUCAGGGUGUCCUUUGUGAUUCCAAUGGUGGUUAAGAAGAAACUGUGCAGGAUAUUUGGAGUCUUCGAGAAGCAGAACUGCAGCCUGGACACCAGUAAAUGGUGUGUGAUGAGCCAAACCCCUCUGGACCCCUGCAGCGAGGAUUAUCAAUCGAAGGUGGUGUACGAGGGUGCGAAGCACGUGGAGAUCAUUGCCUACAUUGACCAGGAGAGCGUGGAUGUCAUCAAGAGCAGGUGCUCCACGAUCUGUUACCUUUUCUGGCAUCUACGUGUGGAUUUUUGCCCGUCAAUAAGUUGUACCCCUUAAUUUUAAAGGUGCACUGCAUGCCCAGCUAUCCCAACAUAGAAAUUCUCUGUGAAGUAUUCCAAGACUUUGUCUCAAUGAAUUCGUUUUUAUAUACUUGUAUCAAUAUGUACUCGUAACUAUUUUAAAAGUUUAAUAUUUUUGAAAGAUAAAUAUAAAAAAUGUUAAAGUUGCAAACGCA
Drosophila rhopaloa is the source of this 1397-nucleotide messenger RNA. RefSeq lists its product as uncharacterized. The coding region runs from base 74 to 1219 and encodes 381 amino acids. Lineage: Eukaryota; Metazoa; Arthropoda; Insecta; Diptera; Drosophilidae. The transcript has a single exon. The record is from RefSeq and is a predicted model, not a curated record.